Messenger RNA from Grosmannia clavigera kw1407, 1044 nucleotides. Its product is annotated as purine transporter. Gene Ontology annotation, cellular component: plasma membrane. The transcript has 3 exons. NCBI's taxonomy places the organism in Eukaryota, Fungi, Ascomycota, Sordariomycetes, Ophiostomatales, Ophiostomataceae. Gene Ontology annotation, molecular function: purine nucleobase transmembrane transporter activity. The record is from RefSeq and is a predicted model, not a curated record. Bases 1 to 1044 code for a protein of 347 amino acids. Gene Ontology annotation, biological process: transmembrane transport.
AUGAUCUUCAGCGGACUCCUCGAGGGUGGCAUAAGAUACCGGAUCAGCAACAUCAGAGACCGAUUGGCCAAUAUCAAUGAGGCAAUUAACAAGUCCAAGUUUGGCCGUAUCUUCAGGCUCCGAGGCUGUGCUCACGUGGUCGCAUUUGCACCGAUCAAGCACAUCCUUGGUGUUCAGCAAUGGGAUCUGAGCGGCGCGAGCGGCGCGCACUUUGCUGUUGCACUGUUCACGUUUUUAUACGUUGACAUUGUCGACUGCACGGCGACUUUAUAUUCGAUGGCACGAUUUAGCGGCAAAACAGGCCCAGACGGCGACUUUCCACGAUCAACUGCGGCCUACUGCACGGAUGCCAUUUUCAUUUCCAUUGGAUCUGUGUUUGGGUGCUCGCCUUCCACGGCUUUUAUCGAGAGCGGUGCUGGCAUCGCGGAAGGCGGCCGCACAGGCCUGACGGCCAUGGUGACUGGGCUCUGCUUUAUCAUUUCUAUAUUUUUCUCUCCGAUUUUUGCAUCAGUUCCACCAUGGGCGACAGGCACGACACUGAUUGUGGUAACGUUUAUCAACUGGAACUAUAUUGGCGAUGCAAUACCGUCGUUCGUCACCAUUGUCUUUAUGCCGUUUAGCUACAGUGUUGCGUACGGCCUAAUGGCGUCAGUACCCCAUCCAGCCCCUAUCAAGAUGAUUGCUAAUACGCUGUACAGGGGACUAUUUGUAUACAUUAUCCUCAACAGUCUGAUCUGGGUGGUUAUUCGACUAACGGGAGGAGCGAUUGAGCCUCGCGAGUAUGACUUGAAGGAGUACUGGACUUGGAAGCCGGCCGGGAAGAAGCCAACUGCCUUCCGUCUUUUCUCACGACGAUCAUAUUGGGGCGGAAAGGAAAGUAUCCGUGGAGACAACGAGUCGGCGUUUCCUGGGGGAGAUAACGAAGAAUCAUUGCACGAUAUACACAGUACGUCGGCCGGCGGAUCAACAGAAAUUGGUGAUCGGGUGGCCGGCUCUGUGGCAGCUCCGAAGCCAGCUUUAAUGGCUACGAACCAUGCCGGUUAA